AUGGACGCCGGAGAGGACUUCUGGAAGGCGGAGGAGACAGACAGCGAGUUCAACCCGGAGGUUGCUGAACGCCCGAUCCCACAGCACGACAGCUUUGACAGCAGCUGCCAGGCAGAGAUUCAUCCUGGAAGCUUUUUCGAGGCGUUUGGUGACUCGCUGGAGAAGAUUUCAUACAAUGCGGUCAUGGGCGGCUUGUCGAAACUCGGCGAUGAGGUCGUCGAAGUCAUCGAAGACCUUGAGCCCAUCAAGCUCGAGUGGAACGUCUUCCAGCAAGAGGCCGACGUUUCACCAUGCUGCGAACGGCCAAGGCCCAGCACGCCUCCGCUUUUGCGGACGGCAAGCAUUGUUGCUGUUCCACGGGGCGAGGCUCCGGCUUGGACCCAGCCGCAACCAGAGCCAGCGCCUCCCGACCUUGAGCAGCUUGUGGACAUGAUUGUGGAGGCUGCGCGGCCCCGCCUGGAUCUGGAGAAUCCUACUUGGUGCAGGGUGCUGGGCAUAAAGCUGGAGGGCUUGACCAUGCAGACGCUGCAGAAGAAGAGGCGGCAUUUGGCACUACGACUCCAUCCUGACAAGGUUCCUGCAGAGGCCACAAACCAAGACCUUGUCCAGAAGGCGUUCCUUCUUGUGGAGCAGUCGUUCCAGCACGGCAGGCAUUUUCUUGCGUCGCAUCGAGUAGAUUAUUCUUCAUGA
Messenger RNA from Symbiodinium natans, 690 nucleotides. The record is from the annotation of a GenBank genome assembly. NCBI's taxonomy places the organism in Eukaryota, Dinophyceae, Suessiales, Symbiodiniaceae.